This is a messenger RNA of Myripristis murdjan (pinecone soldierfish), 2626 nucleotides long. RefSeq names its product TBL1X/Y related 1a (gene tbl1xr1a). Gene Ontology annotation, cellular component: histone deacetylase complex. Gene Ontology annotation, biological process: regulation of transcription by RNA polymerase II. Bases 584 to 2131 code for a protein of 515 amino acids. The transcript has 17 exons. Gene Ontology annotation, molecular function: transcription corepressor activity; protein binding. Lineage: Eukaryota; Metazoa; Chordata; Actinopteri; Holocentriformes; Holocentridae. The record is from RefSeq and is a predicted model, not a curated record.
CACACACACUGCGACACCCAUCUUGAUGUUGAUGUGACUGGAGUGUGUUUCCUGCAGAGAGCAGCCCGGGCCUGCCUCAUUUUCGCCUGGCAGGUCAGCCGCUGUGUUUCAGUCUGAAGCCGUUGGCUGCCUGCUACUGAACCGUUUGGCUCUUUUCUCUACUAGCGAGCAAACCCACAAUCUACAUCCAACUACCCGUCCAGCUCGUUUUUAAGGGGAUUUAUCCACAUAUACACCCGUGUAGCCAAAACACAGCGGUCAUUGGGGAGUGUGAGCAGCGGCUCGCCGGGUCGGAAGGCCGUUAUAACGCUAUUUUCGAGGUUAAAUUAGAGCUCCAACACAGCGGUGGUGGAGGAGGAGAUUCCAUAUUAGGAGCACAGAGAGAGGAGAAGGCACCCCCCUUGUGUGAGCUGGAGCCUCCGACUGAAGAGGUGAACCAUUGUUGGGACUUCUGAAUGAGUGUCAGUCACAUGGUGCUGAUCCCCUGGGACAAGGCCCCGACUGAACAGACCGGUGGUGAAAACAGACUUACUACUGUGGCCAGGAGUGUGUGUGCUGACCUCAUGGUGUAACAGGAGUAAAGAUGAGCAUUAGCAGUGAUGAGGUCAAUUUCCUGGUCUACAGAUACCUACAGGAGUCAGGGUUCUCCCACUCAGCGUUUACAUUCGGUAUAGAGAGCCACAUCAGCCAGUCCAACAUCAACGGUGCUCUGGUUCCCCCUGCUGCUCUCAUCAGCAUCAUCCAGAAGGGCCUGCAGUACGUGGAGGCCGAAGUCAGCAUCAAUGAGGACGGCACGUUAUUCGACGGGCGGCCCAUCGAGUCUCUGUCUCUGAUCGACGCCGUGAUGCCGGACGUGGUUCAGACCCGGCAGCAGGCGUACCGCGACAAGAUGGCCCAGCAGCAGGCCGCCGCCGCCACGCCGGCCUCGGCCACCGGGGGCAGCAUCGCCGGCAACGCCAAGAACGGAGAGAACACCGCCAACGGGGAGGAGAACGGAGCCCACGCCUUAGCUAACAACCACGCAGACCUGAUGGAGGUGGACGGAGACGUGGAGAUCCCCCAGAACAAGGCCAUGGUGCUGCGGGGCCACGAGUCCGAGGUCUUCAUCUGCGCCUGGAACCCCGUCAGCGACCUGCUGGCGUCCGGGUCGGGCGACUCGACGGCUCGUAUCUGGAACCUGAGUGAGAACAGUACGAGCAGCUCCACACAGCUGGUGCUCAGACACUGCAUACGGGAGGGAGGACAGGACGUCCCCAGCAACAAAGACGUCACCUCGCUAGACUGGAAUAGUGAAGGCACACUGCUAGCGACAGGCUCUUACGACGGCUUUGCCAGAAUAUGGACUAAAGACGGUAACCUGGCCAGCACGCUCGGCCAACACAAAGGCCCCAUCUUCGCCCUCAAGUGGAACAAGAAAGGCAACUUCAUCCUGAGUGCAGGAGUAGACAAGACAACAAUCAUCUGGGACGCUCACACAGGAGAAGCCAAGCAACAGUUUCCCUUCCAUUCAGCUCCGGCCCUCGACGUCGACUGGCAGAGCAACAACACGUUCGCCUCGUGCAGCACAGACAUGUGCAUCCACGUCUGCAAGCUGGGCCAGGACAGACCCAUCAAGACAUUCCAGGGACACACGAAUGAAGUGAAUGCAAUCAAGUGGGAUCCCACAGGAAACCUGCUCGCCUCCUGCUCAGACGACAUGACGUUAAAGAUCUGGAGUAUGAAGCAGGACUCGUGCGUCCACGACCUGCAGGCCCACAGUAAAGAGAUCUACACCAUCAAAUGGAGCCCGACCGGCCCUGGAACCAACAACCCCAGUGCCAACCUCAUGCUAGCCAGUGCAUCGUUUGACUCCACGGUUCGCCUUUGGGACGUGGAGCGAGGCAUCUGCAUCCACACGCUGACCAAACACCAGGAGCCCGUCUACAGCGUGGCCUUCAGCCCCGACGGCCGGCACCUGGCCAGCGGCUCCUUCGACAAAUGUGUCCACAUCUGGAACACACAGACGGGCGCGUUAGUCCACAGUUACAGAGGGACGGGAGGGAUCUUUGAAGUUUGCUGGAACGCAGCGGGGGACAAAGUAGGAGCCAGCGCGUCAGACGGAUCUGUGUGUGUAUUAGACCUUCGGAAAUAGUGCUGCUGCUUGUUGGAAGCCAUGGACCGACCAUGAAUGUGUACAUAGCCAAAUGACUGUCCCUGCCUGCCCCGCGUACUGCUCACGCUCACGACCAUGGCCCCGCCCACCGACAGACAGGAAGCAGGAAACAGGAACAGGAAGCAAGUACCCGACACAGCAGGUCCAGACACGGGGGUGAACGGACGGACGGACGGACGGACGGACGGAGAGACGGAGAAGUGGAAGGAAAGAGGCGCCCCUCUUCCUCAAUCUGUGCAGAGACUCUUCCAGAGAUGCAGAAGGGACGCAGUCAAAAAAAGAAAAAAACUGAAAAAGACAAAAAAAAAAAUAAAUAAAUAAAAAAAACACAACAAAAAAACAAAAACAAGAUAAAAAAAAAAAAUAAAAAAAAUAACAGAUCCGUAUAUGUACCAAAAUUUGGAAGCUAUUUUGCUUUUUUUGAUCUUAAAAAAAAAAAAAAAAAAAACCCACCAUGCUCAUCGUCGUCAUCAU